UGACAUUCAAUGUGCAGAAACAGUCUGAAUUUGAAGGUGUUGAAGGAGAAGCCAUUUAUAUUGACACAGAGUGUGCUGUUAAUAUGACGUGUUUAUGCUAGAGGAAAUCUCUGCAAGAUGAUCUUCACAUUAAAAGAAGUGGUAAUGUGGCUCGGAGUGACGGCAUUUGAACUGUGGAUCAACCUGGUUACCAUUCUCAUAUUCUCUAUACUUUUAGCACUAAAACUGGAAAGUGUGGUUGAUAUGACUUGGUGGGAGGUUUUUAUCCCACUGUUUACAUGUGAUGGGUUGAAUGCAUAUUUCUGUGCUAUUGUGUUUAUUCGAUUGUGGAUAGACAGAGAUUUACGUACAGCUGGAUUACGUGCAGUCUGGAGUGCUCUUGUCCUGAUUAUGGUCUUUAUAUUUGAAAUGUUACUGUGUCAGAGAUUGGAAGAUGAAAACAAUCUCUCGUUCUCAUUGAUUAUGUCACCUGUGUUUAUUCUGCUCCAGAUGUUGAUGAUUCGGGCAUGUCAGGUUGGAUAGUGGAUUGCCUCAUCUUACUUCUAAAUGUAAUCCUGAGUAAUCAAGGAAACUGUCUUUUUUGUAUAAUUAUCUACAUGUACAUGAAAUCCACUUUUUGUAUACAAA
Messenger RNA from Saccoglossus kowalevskii, 627 nucleotides. Its product is annotated as transmembrane protein 203-like. The record is from RefSeq and is a predicted model, not a curated record. Lineage: Eukaryota; Metazoa; Hemichordata; Enteropneusta; Harrimaniidae. Gene Ontology annotation, biological process: intracellular calcium ion homeostasis. Gene Ontology annotation, cellular component: endoplasmic reticulum.